AUGGCAAUGCCGUGUGCCAAAAACAACAUUCCUUUCUCCUUCCAUGAUGACUUCAACAAGUGUGUAGCUGACAUGUUCCUGGACUCUGCUAUUGCACAAAAAUACUCAACGGGAAAAACGAAGGCUACUCAGCUCAUCAAAGUUGCCAUAGCAGCAGAACUACAGGAUGAGUUGGCCAAAACAUGCCGAUCUCAGCCCUUUUCACUGAUGUGUGACGAAUCCAACAACAGAACAACAGACAAAGAAUUCGUCAUCCUGACUAGACUCUACGAUGAGGCCACUCUGCAGGUCGCUACAAGAUUCCUGGAGAUGCCUACAUGCAAUGUAGGAAAUGCAGAAAAUCUGUAUGGAAAGCUGAGUGAGGCAUUAAGACUGAAGACCAGCCAGCCCCACAUCCAGGACCUUGGCUGCAUCUGCCACCUGGUACAGCUGGCCAUUGGCUGUGGCAUCAGAGCAGCCCAGGUACCGGUGGAAGACAUCCUGGUGGGGAUAUACACCCACUUUGAUAAAAGUGCAAAAAGAUGUGAAGUCUACAAAGAGUUUGUAGACUUCACUGAUUCAGACCACCUGAAGCUCCUCAGGUACUGCAGCACAAGAUGGCUAAGUCUGUUAACCUGCAUCCAGAGGGUGCUGAACCAGUGGGAUGCACUACAGGCCUACUUUAACAGUCAUAAGGAAGUAGAGAGGAGUGUUAAAGUGCGUGAUCUGGCAAGCCAUCUGCGUGAUCCAAUCAUGAAGACCUAUUUCCUGUUCCUGAGUGCUGCCCUUAAGCCUUUAUCUGAAUUUAACAUUGCCUUCCAGUCAGAGGGAGUACAAAUUCACAGACUUGAAGAGGAGAUGUGCAGGCUGAUAAAGAGGAUCCUGGGCUACCUCAUACCAGCCAGGGCAAUCGUGGGUGUACCUCUCAGGGAGGUGGAGUAUGGAGAUGGACAUCAGUUGGCUGAUGAAGAUCUCUUUAUCGGAGCAGACACAAAGGCAUUCACGAGAAGCGCUGAGCUCCCUGUGUCAGCCGAGAAGAAAAUCUUUCAAACGGUGAGAAGCUUCUAUGAGGCAGUGCUUAAGAAGAUGUUCUCCACCUUUCCCCUCGACCUUCCACUCCUGAGGGACCUGAAAUUGCUGGACCCUGCAGCUCGCCUUAACAUAACUCCAGGGACAGGUAUGCUGAAGAGUUCGCACACCUGGGUUUGAACAACUGAUCAAAUGGCUAUCCGAAAAAAACCUGCAAACACAUCGGUGUCACGAUCACUGCUUCACAAAGCGGUGAUCGUGCGGGUCGGCAGGCAGGAACAGGAAGACAACCGAAAUCAGGGCAAAACUAGGGGUUUAUUACGGGUAUGAAGCACGGACAUCAACUCACAUCAGGUAACAUCAAUGACGGACAGGGCAAACAGGUAAGACCAGGACUUAAAACAGGACAGGACUAAUCAAAGUAAUCGGACACAGCAGGAGACGAUCAGGGAAGCACACGUGGGUAAUCAGGGGGCGUGGCACACACGAGGAGCAGACGAGCCGGGCAUGACAAUCGGCCCUUUCUGAAUAAGAUUGCCCACUCCUGUAGUAGCAUAUGCAGUUACUGUGUAUUGCUUGGUAAAGGAUGUUGUGUACCCAGUGGUCAUUGUGCCAUAUCGUACACUUCGCCAGUUUUUAGUUAAAAAAGAGAGAGAAAUAAUAAAAAAAACGUUAAUAAAAUAAAAAGAAAAAAAUAAAACCCAAAAAUAAUUAUAAAUUAUAAUCCCUUGUAUGUGUACAUGUGUGUAUUUGUAGCCCUAUGCAGACCAUUGGGUGUUGUGCAGUUUGUUCAUUACACACAUAAUUUCAGAGGGACAACAGUUACCUUAGAAAAGAGUACAGCACUUUGAUGAGGUACUCCUUAUUCACUGACAGGUAUCAGUGCCAUAAUGGAAGAGUGGAACGAUACUACAGCAGUCAGAUACAAAUUCAUGCUUUUGAUGUCUGUGAUGUUUGGAUAUUACAUACAUCUGUAAUAUCUGUAAUACAGUCAGCCACCAACAUUCUGUAAGCAACAACGUCGGACCAGGAAAUUGUAAGUGUUCAUAGUGUGAUUGAAACACAAUGAACUGAAAUCAAUGUAAUUACAGAUAGAACGUCUUUCACAAAAUGCAGCGUCAUAGCUAAAAGUUUACCACUCCAAGAAGCAUCUCAUUAUUUUGCCGCUAUUGCUAUUUCCGAGUUUUUCACUUUAUUGGGGUUAUGUGACUGACACAAUAAAUUGAUGACAUAUAUACAGUAUAUAUUUAUGUUAUAUGUUUAUAUAUUACACAGUUUGCAAGGUUUUGUACGCAAGUUAGACCAUUAAUAUUAUAAAGUUUGUUAGUUUUUGCGCACGACUCACCGUCAGUCAGACCAAUCAUUGCUGGAACCAUUGUAUUUCCAACGAACUAAUGUGGUUCAAGCUACUGUGGUACGACGGUUUUGGGAAACAGUCGUAUUUCGGAUGUUGGUUAUUUUGAACCGGACCAUAGUACGAUGCAUCGUUAAUGCUAACUUCCGUCGUUGUUUGGGAAACGCACCCCCGUUUGUAAGUUUAAAAUGCAUUAAAGCACCACAUAAAUUUGUCUACUGCAUCAAGGCUUUUUGACUUUGUCAGGAACCUCUAUUUUAUUUUUUUUUUUUUAUUAAAGUCCCUCCACCACUCCCCCAUGCAGAGGACUGCUUUAUUUCUAUUUAUUUAUUUAAUUUUAUUUAUUUCCUC
Messenger RNA from Brienomyrus brachyistius, 2713 nucleotides. RefSeq lists its product as uncharacterized. The transcript has 8 exons. The record is from RefSeq and is a predicted model, not a curated record. Bases 1 to 1188 code for a protein of 395 amino acids. Lineage: Eukaryota; Metazoa; Chordata; Actinopteri; Osteoglossiformes; Mormyridae.